AUUCCAUUUAAUGUAAUUUCCUUAUACUACACCCUCCUACAUGUAUAUAAGGGGAGGUAAAUAUUUUGUAAUGAUUCAUUGGAAAUAUACAAUUCUUCAUGGUAUCGGAGCCAUUCCUACGACGGUUCAAUCUUGAAGGCUUCGUCCCCGGUGAGAAAACCUCCACCGGGAAAGAUGAUAUUGAAUGGCUUCAACUAGAUGCCCUCAUUCAAGGAUGGAUUCUUUCAACCAUCAACGAUGAGGUUUCCGAUCUCAUCAUCUCCUCCACCACAUCUGCAGCAGAUUUAUGGAAAGCUAUACACAACCUAUUUCAUGACAACAAAGCGGCCAGAGCUAUGCAAUUGGAGCACCAAUUUUACAACACUGUCAAAGGCACGUCCACCAUCACAACUUACUGUCAAACCCUUCGGAAUAUUGCCGAUUGGUUGGACGAUGUGGAUGCCCCCGUCACCGAAAACCAGCUUGUUCUCCAAACCCUACGUGGUCUCCCGGAUGACCUUGGCAAGCAAGCCUCCUUCCUCCAAUUCCAAAAACCGCCGCCGACUUUCAUGGAAACGAGAUCGGCCCUUCUUCUCUUAGAACAACAAAAUCGGCCUCUCAUCAUUGCCGGCGAAGGAGGUUCUGCCCUCGCAGCCACCAUCUCUGGGCCGCAGGGUUUCGGCGGUGGAGCGAGCCGGGUGCAGGGCUUCGGCGGCGGCGGGCAGUCCCAGGGCAGCGGCGGCGGCCGUGGACAGACGGCUGGUGGUCGCGGAGGUCGCCUGUGUCCACAUUCACUCUCUCUCGUCCAUAGCCUCUUACAGAUCCUCUCGUCCAUUGCCUCUCUCCAGUUUGCUCAAAAAAAUACUACAAUUCUGAAAUCCACCAUCGCCAGAUCCAGGCAGACGCUGGACGCCGGAGAUAUAAAAAAGUUGAAGUCGAAGAAGAGCCUUCCGGUGACGAUAAGGUUGGAUACUAAGGUCAGAGUGAAGGUCGGAAGCCUGAAAACUAACAAAGUCGGCGACAGAGUCACCUGCGGCGGCAUCCGCGUGAGUGAAUGUUCCAUCGGGAAGGUCGCCGGCGAAAGCCACCGCCCCGGACGUGAAUUGCCAAGCUAAUGUCCGUGUGAAGAUCUGGAAAUGGACUUUCUAGGAAAAGGGAGAAGGAGGACGAGUUUAUCAUUUACAUUGUUUUUUA
This is a messenger RNA of Cuscuta campestris, 1173 nucleotides long. The record is from the annotation of a GenBank genome assembly. NCBI's taxonomy places the organism in Eukaryota, Viridiplantae, Streptophyta, Magnoliopsida, Solanales, Convolvulaceae.